CGCUUGUCAUCAUGGCGACGCGGGGCCAUGUGCAGGACCCCAACGACAGGCGCCUCCGGCCCAUCUACGAUUAUCUCGAUAAUGGCAAUAAUAAAAUGGCAAUCCAACAAGCGGAUAAACUGCUGAAAAAACAUAAGGAUCUUCACUGUGCUAAGGUUUUGAAGGCAAUUGGUUUGCAGAGGACUGGAAAACAAGAUGAAGCGUUUGCUUUGGCAAAAGAAGUUGCUGCCCUGGAGCCCACUGACGAUAAUUCUCUACAAGCGUUAACUAUUCUCUACCGGGAAAUGCAUCGACCGGAGCUGGUAACUAAGCUUUACGAAGCUGCUGUGAAGAAGGUUCCUAACAGUGAAGAAUAUCAUUCUCACCUUUUUAUGGCCUAUGCCAGAGUUGGUGAAUAUAAGAAAAUGCAACAGGCUGGAAUGGCACUUUACAAGAUUGUACCCAAAAACCCGUACUAUUUUUGGUCUGUGAUGAGCUUAAUUAUGCAGUCAAUUUCUGCACAGGAUGAAAAUCUCUCCAAAACCAUGUUUUUGCCUCUUGCUGAGAGAAUGGUGGAAAAAAUGGUGAAGGAAGACAAAAUAGAGGCGGAAGCUGAAGUUGAACUGUAUUAUAUGAUCCUGGAACGUUUGGGAAAGUACCAGGAAGCCUUGGAUGUUGUCAGAGGAAAACUAGGAGAAAAAUUGAUAAGUGAGCUGCAGAGUCGAGAGAAUAAAUGUAUGACGAUGUACAAGAAGCUGAAAAAGUGGCCAGAGUGUAACGCGCUAUCCCGACGGCUUUUACUCAGAAACUCAGAUGAUUGGCAGUUCUACCUGACUUAUUUUGACUCUGUCUUUCAAUUAAUUGAUGAGGCCUGGGCACCUCCUGCAGAAGGAGAACAUUCCUUGGAAGGAGAUGUUCAUUAUUCCGCCGAGGAAGCUGUGAAGUUCAUCGAAGAUAGGAUAACUGAAGAAUCGAAGAGCUCUCGGCACCUUCGGGGACCACAUCUAGCCAAAUUGGAGCUCAUCAGACGCUUGCGAUGCCAGGGAUGGAAUGACGAAUACAAACUAGGUAAUCCAGAAGAGUUAAUGUUCCAGUACUUUAAAAAGUUUGGGGACAAACCUUGCUGUUUUACCGACCUCAAAGUAUUUGUUGAUCUCUUGCCCUCCACAGAGUGUACCAAGUUCAUCAAUCAAUUACUCGGAGUUGUGCCUUUGUCAGCACCAAAAGAGGACAAGCCAGCUCUGCCGGCUGACAUCAAAGCCCUCCAACAACAUUUAUGUGUGGUGCAACUAACAAGAUUAUUAGGCCUUUAUCACACCAUGGAUAAGAACCAGCAGCUGACGGUAGUCCGAGAGUUGAUGUUAAGAUACCAGCAUGGGCUAGAGUUUGGGAAAUCCUGUUUGAAAACAGAAUUGCAGUUUUCAGAUUACUACUGUCUACUUGCAGUCCACAUACUUAUUGAUAUGUGGCUAGAAGCAGGGGAAGAGAGAGCAGCGUGGCAGGCCCUCUUAUUACUAGAAGAGGGAUUAACCCACAGUCCUUCCAAUGCCCAGUUCAAAUUGCUGCUUGUUCGAAUCUACUGCCUUCUGGGUGCAUUUGAGCCAGUCAUGGAUCUCUAUUCCAGUCUUGAUGCAAAACAUAUACAGCAUGACACCAUUGGUUAUCUUCUGACCCGAUAUGCUGAGCCAUUAGGUCAGUAUGCUGCUGCAUCCCAGUCAUGUAACUUUGCCCUCAGGUUUUUCCACUCCAACCAGAAAGAUACCUCAGAAUACAUUAUUCAAGCCUACAAAUAUGGAGCAUUUGAGAAGAUCCCAGAAUUUAUUGCAUUUAGGAACAGACUGAAUAGCUCCCUGCACUUUGCCCAAGUUCGAACUGAACGGAUGUUGUUAGACCUCCUACUUGAAGCAAAUAUAUCAACCAGCUUAGAGGAAAGUAUAAAGUCCAUGAGCCUGAAUCCCGAAGAAGAUGACAUUCCAUGGAAAGAUCUGCGGGAUAACCGAGACUUAAAUGUUUUCUUUAGUUGGAAUCCCAGAGACAGGGAUAUUUCCGAAGACCAUAAAAAGCUCUCCUUGGAGGAGGAAACUAUCUGGUUGAGAAUCCGCUCCUUAACAUUAAGGCUGGUCAGUGGACUCCCAAGCCUUAGACACGCUGUUGAGCCAAAAAACUCAGAAAAGACGACAGAAAAUGGAGUCUCCUCCAGGAUAGAUACUAUUCGUUCACUCCUUCAACAACUAGAAGCGGCACUGGAUGCAGGAAAGAAAUUUGUUGAGCGGAAAAUUCAGUAUCCUUUCCUCGGUCCUCUUCCCACCCGAAUGGCUGGCUUCUUUAGCAGUGGCAGUCGUCAGUGCCAGAUCAGCUCCUUUUAUCUUCUUGUUGAUAUGCAUGAACUCGAUACCAAUGGCUUAGAGGAUACAUCAGAGAUCCAAGAGAGGAUAGGAAAUCAAUUUAAGUCUUUACUAGAACAAUUAAAGGAGGUUUUCAAUAAAUGUAAAGGUGAUUUGAUGGAAGUGAAAGAUGGCAGCUUGAAGACCUACCCUAACACUUUAGAAAACUUAGUCUUCUUUGUCGAGACUAUCUCCAUUGUCCUGUGGGUAUCAAGCUACUGUGACAGUGUCCUACGACCUUACAAAAUAAAUUUACAGAAAAAGAAAAAGAAGAAAAAAGAAAUCAGCGUUAUUAUGCCACCCAUCUUUACCAGUUUUCAGGACUAUGUGACUGGACUUCAGAUGUUAAUUUCCAACGUUGUGGAUCAUAUCAAAGGGCUUGAAAUACUUCUGACUGCACUUAAGCUUGAAGAACUGAUCUUAGAAGAUAUUUUGGUUUCACAGGAAGAGAGAAGAUUUACAAAAACUGUGCAGGGCAAAGUGCAGAGCAGUUACCAGCACUCGCUUCAGGAAAUUGGGGAGCUGCUGAAAAAGAGACUUGAGACCAUAAACAAACUAAAAGUUUAAGGAAGUAAACCAUAGACCUGAAAGACUCCACAAGGAAAGUGACACCAUACUCCAGUACUCCAGGCAAAAGCAACAUUGGGUUGGCCAUCACCUUAAUCCAGAACUUCCUCGUAAAAUGCAUGAAGGACUUGAUUGUGAAUUCAUUUUUUAGGUAUUAAAUAUAUCCAGCUGAUUUAAAUUAUUGUACAUAAGCCGGAAGCAGAACCCUCAUCUGGGUUUGACCACUUUUUAUACAUGUUCAUAAGCGUAUGGCAGCAACAAGAAAACCACCACUCUCUUCCCUUCCAUCUCCACAAACUUUUGGGGGAUGAUAUUCAGAGCAGCAAUAGAAAUCCAGCAUUCAGCAUCCACCUCACAGCAGCUGGGUGGUCUUCACCAAACAGUGUUGGUUAUUUGGAUACAGACCUUGCCUUAGAGCCAAAAGUAGAGACCCUCCCACUUACAAUGGACCUUCCAACAGUUCCUCUGACACCGAAGCAGGCCAUUUCUGGGACUGUUCAACCAGCCGCUUAGCCUCUUCUGGGUCCAAGGUGCCUGGCCAUGAUACAGCUGUGAUCUCAGAUUGGUUUGCCCAUCAUUUCAGUGCCCUUUUGCCUGCCUUUCCAAACUCAUCCUACAAGUGAGUCAUGUCACUUCGGAGCAUGUUAAUUUUGCUUAGCUCAAAUCUCCUGGCCCCCUCUCCCUUCAGUUGUGAAUCAGGAAAAGGGGAGUAGGGAAGGCACCUGUUUAUUUGUAGCUGUUCAGUGUGGGAAAAGUAGCACAAAAAUCACAAGCCUGCUGGAAGACUGACUCGAUCUUUUCGUGAGUUUUGGAGAGUCAGGAAUGGCUUUCAAAAGAAAAGAGGGAUGAUAAUGUACAUACUUUGCGCAGUGGAGUCUGACAUCACUGGCACUGAUUUCCAGAGUCACGUGAAAACGGUUCACAAGUUUAAAAGAAAUACAUGUAGGUGCUUGAAACUUUAGAAGAUUUAGUACUUUAGUCUUUUAAAUGGAAGGGAGAGAGUCUUAAAGACUUUCCAAGAUUUUAAAUUGGAAGAAACUGCUUCCUGUGUGAUAUGAAACUGAAAAUGCUCCAUUCUCUGUACACUUGUUCGAUUGCAACUAAUUUUCCUUUGGAUGAUAAAGUACAGGAGGAGUUACUGAUGUUGUUUGUAGCACAGUCAUUGCUUCAUCCGUACCCUGAAAUUUUUUUUUUGUUUUGUAGAAGGAUUAAAUAACCUUGCAGAAUUACUAGCAUUUUCCCCUUAAGUUUUACGGGACCCUUGAGACUUUCAGAAUCUAAUACAAAGUGACUAGUUAAAACUUUUUAAGAAAGUUGAAAAUUGUCACCCUCUCCGUGUACGUCUUGUUGUAUGUGCUAGAGUAUUGACCAGAGUAUUUUUUUAAGUGGAAAAAAAAAAAAUGCCCAUGGCAGCUCCCACUGGCCCCAUCUCAAAAAGGAAGAAUAACUGUGGGGGAAAUUGGAGUAGAUGCGCAUAUAGUUUUAGUGUUUUGGGGAUUUGUGUGUGUGCAUGCGUGGGGGGGGGUGUGGGUGUGUGUGUGUGUGUGUGUGGGCCUGGCGUGCCAUCUUCCCUGAACAUAUCCAAGUUAUCUAUAUAUAAAUACCUUGGGAAAGAGGAAUGAAGAGAGACGGGGAUCAAUCUAGCAUGCAUAUUAUCCUUCAGCUUCUGAUCCUUGGGGCAUUUGGUGGUUGUCACAAAUUCUUCAACCAGUUUUUGCUUCCUGGCGGCAGCUCCCUUCUGACAGUUUAGUGUCAAAUAAUGUUACUUUGGGGUUAUACUUUCUUUUUUUCUCACUGACUUUCUACUAACUGUAGCAUUGAAAUCAGAUUAAAUUUCUUAUAUUGUGUAAUGGAACCAAAUUGUGUGCAAAAAUGGCCAAUGUCCCAUCAAUUCCCUAUAAAUUAUGUACAGUCUAGGAGAUAUAUACAUAUAUAUAGAUAUAUAAGUAUAUAUAUCUACGUCCUACAUGAGUAAAGGUCUCUCCCUUCGCCAACAUACACACACCAUUGUGUUUGAAGAGAAAUCCCAAAUAAUACAUUGCUGCUGCUGUUCGUUUUUUUUGUCGUCGUUUUGUUUUUUAGUGAAUUGACAUUUAAAACAAAAACCAAGAAAAGAAGGAUGAGAAAAAAUGAACAAGACUACUGUUUACAGACUGAAAAAUUAUUGCUUUUAUACUACUGGGAUCAUGAGCAAUGAUCCUCUGAAGCAGACAUGUAUUAGUUUGAAUUGUUUAGCUGACGUGGAUAAAGAAGGGAGAAAUUCUUUGAUUUCUCCACAGAAAGGAAAGAGGAUGGUGCCUAGCUGUGUUGCCCAUUAAUUUUGUAUCUCUUAGCAAUUUUAACUGUUCAAAAUUGCAUUAUAUUUUGCAAUCAUUAUGAUAAAUCUGAAUUUGUGUUAACUUUUAAUAUAAAAAGAUUUCAUUGUGU
Tachyglossus aculeatus (Australian echidna) is the source of this 5357-nucleotide messenger RNA. RefSeq names its product N-alpha-acetyltransferase 25, NatB auxiliary subunit (gene NAA25). Gene Ontology annotation, molecular function: protein-N-terminal amino-acid acetyltransferase activity; protein binding. Gene Ontology annotation, cellular component: cytoplasm; NatB complex. The record is from RefSeq and is a predicted model, not a curated record. Bases 12 to 2930 code for a protein of 972 amino acids. Lineage: Eukaryota; Metazoa; Chordata; Mammalia; Monotremata; Tachyglossidae. The transcript is spliced from 24 exons. Gene Ontology annotation, biological process: N-terminal peptidyl-methionine acetylation.